Molecule: messenger RNA, 1079 nt
Organism: Tinamus guttatus (white-throated tinamou)
Lineage: Eukaryota; Metazoa; Chordata; Aves; Tinamiformes; Tinamidae
Source: RefSeq, a predicted model, not a curated record
AUGACUUUUACCUCAGCAACCCCCCUUGUUCAUGCCAGGGGCACCGUGUGCGCCGCGGCCUCGGCGGCGCCCAUGGGUCCUCUGUGCGACCGGCCAGAAACUCACAAAGUUUACAAGCAGAAACUUGAAGAAGUCACCAGCUUGCAGACAGCCUGCAGCAGCUCCAUACAGAAGCAGAAGAAGACAUUGAAAGACUUGAAGCACCGCCUGCAACGGUGCAAGCCCAGAGCUAGUCCUGAAGAAUUUGCUCUCAUACAGCAAAUCAGCAGCCAGAUCAAAGAGAGGCAAAAUGUAUUCUUCGACAUGGAAGCCUACUUGCCAAAGAAGAACGGUUUGUACUUGAAUCUUGUGCUGGGAAACGUGAAUGUAACUCUUCUGAGUAACCAAGCAAAGUUCGCCUACAAAGAUGAGUAUGAAAAGUUCAAACUUUAUCUGACCAUAAUCUUGUUACUCGGGGCUGUGGCCUGCAGGUUUUUUCUUCACUACAGGGUGACAGAUGAAGUGUUUAACUUUCUGUUAGUGUGGUAUUACUGCACGCUGACGAUACGGGAAAGCAUUCUCAUUAGCAAUGGAUCAAGGAUCAAAGGGUGGUGGGUGUCUCAUCACUACGUCUCCACGUUUUUGUCCGGGGUGAUGUUAACGUGGCCAGAUGGACUCAUGUAUCAAAUGUUUCGCAGUCAAUUUUUAGCGUUUUCAAUAUUCCAGAGUUGUGUACAGUUCCUCCAAUAUUACUAUCAGAGGGGCUGCCUCUACAGGCUCCGUGCUCUGGGGGAGAGAAACCACUUGGACCUUACAGUGGAAGGAUUUCAGUCCUGGAUGUGGCGGGGGUUGACGUUCCUCCUUCCCUUCUUGUUCUUCGGGCAUUUCUGGCAGCUAUAUAAUGCAAUCACACUUUUUGGAUUGUCGAGGCAUAAGGAGUGCAAAGAAUGGCAGGUUUUUGUGUUGGCUUUCACGUUUCUGCUGCUCUUCCUCGGGAACUUCCUCACUACGCUCAAAGUGGUGCACACUAAACUGCAGAAAAACAAGGACAAAGUGAAGCCGCUGUGAAGCGGCAGCGGUGUGAAGGAUGCUGACAUAGG